Messenger RNA from Paraglomus occultum, 147 nucleotides. Lineage: Eukaryota; Fungi; Glomeromycota; Glomeromycetes; Paraglomerales; Paraglomeraceae. The record is from the annotation of a GenBank genome assembly.
AUUAUCGAGACGGCACGUCUUCAUUUAUUGAGGGAGACGUUAACUCACGGACCCACACGACCAAUGGGGAAAGUUAUUGAGGGGGAUGAUGCUUACAGGGCAGCUUCCUCCGAUUGCUCACAAUUAUUCAGGUGGUUGAAGAAGUGA